AUGGAGGACCACGGCGCCGGCUGCCACCCCCUGCUCCACGGCCACCUCCAGCCGGCCCACGCCGCGCUCGCCUACGGCCCGUGGGACUCGCCCCUCGCCGCGUUCGACGACGGCAACCAGCAGCAGCAGCAGCUGGAGUGCUUCUCGACGGCGUCGGAGCUGCGGGACGCGCUGCUGCGCGCGCUGGCCGAGCUGGAGGCGGCGCGGGGCGCGCACCGGGAGGAGCUCCGGCGCGUGGAGCACGAGGCGGCGCGGCUCGUGGCGUGCGCGGCCGCCGAGCGCGACGAGCUCCGGCGCCACUGCCACUCCCUCCUGCUCCUGCUCCACCACCACACCGCCGCCCAGCAGCCGCCGCCGCAGAGCGUGCCCGACCCGCCGCUCCACGGCGUCCUGGGGCUGGGAGGAGGAGGAGCGGGCGCCAUGGACGAGGCCGCCACGUCGGAGGAGGAGGCGGAGGUGGAGAUGGCGCUGGCGCGGCGGCUGCCGGAGAAGGGCCGGCUGGUGGAGGCGGUGGUGUCGGCCGGCCCGCUCCUCCAGACCCUGCUCCUGGCCGGCCCGCUCCCGCGCUGGCGCCACCCGCCCCCGCCCGCCUCGGCCGACGUCAUACCGCCCUUCAACCCCGGCCGCCCCGACGGCAACUACUCCCUCUCGUCCGCGUCCGCGUCGUCGUCGCCGGAGAGCAACUGCAGCGGCGGGAACGCCCCGCCAGCGGCAGCUCAGCCGCAGCAGCACGCGCUCCCCUGCUUCCACAUGAGCUCCUCCUCCUUCUGCAUGUAG
Molecule: messenger RNA, 777 nt
Organism: Triticum turgidum subsp. durum (durum wheat)
Lineage: Eukaryota; Viridiplantae; Streptophyta; Magnoliopsida; Poales; Poaceae
Source: the annotation of a GenBank genome assembly